This is a messenger RNA of Orbilia oligospora ATCC 24927, 990 nucleotides long. RefSeq lists its product as uncharacterized. The transcript has 5 exons. NCBI's taxonomy places the organism in Eukaryota, Fungi, Ascomycota, Orbiliomycetes, Orbiliales, Orbiliaceae. The coding region runs from base 1 to 990 and encodes 329 amino acids. Gene Ontology annotation, molecular function: protein binding. Gene Ontology annotation, biological process: mRNA export from nucleus. The record is from RefSeq and is a predicted model, not a curated record. Gene Ontology annotation, cellular component: THO complex part of transcription export complex.
AUGUCCAACCAAAAUACUCGUUACCUUUCUCGCUCCGCCGCGCCUAAAUACUUCUCCGACAUACAAAUCCGCGCCUUUCACGAUCCAAAUGCGCGUCACCACCCCGGUAGCCAUUCCGGCACCAUCUUGCGCACAGUAGCUUGGAACAACCUCGGUUCUCGAAUCGCCACCGGUGGCGCCGGCGGAAACGUCAAAAUAUGGAAUCCGGAGAAGGCAGAUGUUAGAAGUAGUACCGAUCUUAAGGGUACAGGAUUACAAACUACUGAGAAAGUCCAAUGGGAUCCUACACAUGCUGAGCGGCUCGCAAGCUGUGGGGUUGGAGAUUCUGGGGUUGUUAAGUUUUGGGAUUAUAGAACUGCGAAAGCUACGCAAGAUAUCAAAACUGGAGGCGACAAUUACUCUCUGUCGUAUCAUCCUGAUGCGUAUGUUGUAGCCGUCGGGCGAAAGGAUAACAAAAUCAAAAUCCUCGAUCUUCGACAGAAUGCAGUAGUAAACACAAUUGAUGAAGGAAACGACACGACCUUCCAAACAACAUUCUCCCACAACGGCACAAUCAUUCUACAAACCCACGCCUCUGGCAAGGUCGUCCUACGAUCCUACCCUUCCCUCGAAAUAAUCUACACCUUCAAUGCUCAUACGGCAGGUUGCUAUUGUCUGGAUAUUUCACCGUCCGGUAAAUACAUUGCUACAGGCGGUAAUGACGCCUUGAUAUCAUUAUGGGAUACGACGGAUUGGGUAUGUCUUAGAACAUUUGAUAAAUCGGACCAUCCGAUGCGGAGUGUGAGCUUUAGUUUUGAUGGUGCGUUUUUGGUGGCUGGGAGCGAUGAGAGUAUGCCGAUCAGUAUGAUGCAUGUGGAGUCCGGCGAAUACGUCCAUGAAAUUAAAGCGAAUUACCCAGCACAUGCUGUAGCGUGGCAUCCAUCCAAGUAUGUGAUUGCAUAUACCGGCGAGGUUCUUCGAGUAACUGGCGCAGGAAGUUUCUCCUCGUAG